GUGGAGGGGUUGCUGUUGAUGUGCAAAUGUGCAUCAUAUUGAGAGCUUGUGAAUAGGGAGGUGUGACGUAGAAAGAGAGCAGAACGCAGGUGCUUAUCUCGGGGCUGUCACAGACAUAGUGUGUCAUAUUCCUGGGGACUACCUUUCAAAAGCUACCGGCUCCAGCGCUAGAGCAUCAGCCGAGCAGGGACCACAGAUUCCGCAGCUAACUUUCAGCAUCAGUCAAGUAGAGCAUGAAUGUCACACUCAGAUCUUAGAACAGCUGAAGAAACGUGUGUGCAGUAACCAGAGCAGGACCUCACAGAACUACUUAUUCAUUACAGGCCAAACAAACUAAGAUGGAGUCUGACAGUGAAGAGAAUCGCAGUGAAACAUGUGAUGUUCUGCCUGACUGCAUCGUUGAGGCGCCCAGCUUGCAUCUCGGAGCGGGUAAAAAGCGAGUGGCCGCAGAAGGUGCCCGUGGGGCGCCGGUCAACAAGAGGAAAUCGCUCCUGAUGAAGCCCCGCCACUACAGUCCCAGUCCCUGUCCCAGCCCCAACGAGGAAGACCUGGCAAGCACUCAAGACAAAGACGCGCCCAGGAACACUGACACUCCAGCAGAUGAGGACCUCAAUGGUGGUGAUGUUCUGGAAGACACUAUCUAUCACAACGCAAAGUCUCACCACUUGUUGUCAUGGUCAGAAGGAACGAGUGAAGGUUCGCCAGACCUGGCGGCCCAGAUAUCUGAACACCAGAAUGAGCAAGAGGAGGAGGAGGAACACAACCAGGACUUUGAAGACAAAAACCAAGAAAAGAUCAGAGCCAGUUAUCACCUGUCUCCAGACACAGAGGCAGAUGAAGAAGAAUGGAGCACUCCUCCAUCCCUAACGAAGGUCAACGGGAUCCAUCACAGCCCCAGUCCACCUGCAGACGAUACUCUUCUGAAGAGACUCCGGAUUGGACAGCAGCUGCACGAAGACGCUCUUUCCGCUUACAUGAACAGAAACAGUACAGGGACCUUUAUGGAAGAGUAUGGUUCUGCAAGAGAGUUCAGUGACAGUGAGGAGGAGAUCCAGACCCUAAGGAUGGAGGAGCGAGGAGGUGUUUGGGGUCCAGGUCUGGUGGCCAGACGUCUGGAGCUGGACAGGGCCCGACUGAACCUCAGUCUUCUAGAGCAGGCCAUGGUGCUGCAGUCUGAACAUAGACAGGUCCUUCACAGUGCCUACAAAGACAUGGACCACUUCCUCCUGGAGCAGAUGAACCAGGAGCGGAGACAGCAGAGGAUGCUGGAGAUAGAUGCUCGAGCCAUGUACCACAGCAGCAAAGAUUCCCCUCGGACUGAAAAGAAAGACAUCAAAUGUCCGACCCCGGGCUGUGAUGGGACGGGUCAUGUGACAGGCCUCUACCCUCAUCACCGGAGUCUAUCAGGAUGUCCCCACAAAGUCAGAGUGCCCCCAGAGAUCCUCGCCAUGCACGAAAACGUCCUCAAGUGUCCGACCCCUGGCUGUACAGGAAGAGGUCAUGUCAACAGUAACCGUAGCACACAUAGAAGUCUCUCAGGCUGCCCGAUAGCUGCUGCAGAAAAGAUCUCCAAACCGCAGGAGGAUCCUGUAAAGUCCAGACAGACGGCAGAGAGGAUGACGAGACCUUUAGGAAACAUGAAUAAAUUUGACUUCACGUACAGAUUUGCACAUCCUAUGGCAGCGUUGCAGGCCAGCAUGGCCAAAGACAUGGACAAGUACACUAAAGGCCAUUUUGACUACGCCAGUUUUGACGCCCAGGUCUUUGGCAAGCAGGCUCAGAUGGCAUCCGAGCAGAGUCACGAAUCUUCACACUUUCCUGACUCCGCUCAGUUCCCCUGUUUUCUGGGUUCUGGUGGUCGUAUGAUCAUGGCCGGAGACAACAGCCCUAGUCGCCAUAAAGCCCAAAGCAACGCCCUCCAGUCCAACAUCGCAUCCGCAGCCAUCCUCAACCUCUCCACCCGUUGCCGAGACAACAGCGAGGCCCUGCCCCCCAGCCGGCCCCUGGCAUCAUCCACAAAGGACUCGCCGAUAGAGGUAGACGAGAAUGGAACGCUGGAUUUAAGUAUGAAGAAGAAGAGAGAAAAGGCGAGGGACUCUCCUGUGAUGCCUGCAUUAGGAGAUGCUCUUUUCACCCCACCUGAACCUUCUCUAGCCAAAGCAGGGGGUCUCCCGAUCUCCCCGGCCAUCUACCGCGUCCUUUACGAACAGGACGCCUGGGACACGCCACUGAACUACAGCAAAACACCUGCGCAACAAGACAAAGAGAUGGAUCAGCUGGAGAAGGUGUCUCUCGAAGAUAAAGUGUACAAUGGAGAUGCAAACAUGGCAAAAAACAAGAUGCUGAUAAGAGACAACAAGAAAGAUCUGAUGAGUUGUCCGACACCAGGCUGUGAUGGUAGUGGUCAUGUGACAGGAAAUUAUGCGUCACAUAGAAGUGUAUCCGGUUGCCCAUUGGCUGACAAGACCCUGAAAUCACUAAUGGCUGCUAAUUCUCAAGAGCUCAAAUGUCCAACUCCUGGCUGUGACGGUUCAGGUCAUGUGACAGGAAACUACGCCUCUCAUAGGAGUCUGUCAGGGUGCCCUCGUGCCAGGAAAGGAACCUUGAAGCUCACGCCAAGCAAAGAGGACAAAGAAGAGCCAGAGAUGAAGUGCCCAGUGGCAGGCUGUGACAGUCAGGGCCAUGUGUCGGGUAAAUACACGUCUCAUCGCAGCGCAGGAAGUUGCCCCAUCGCCACCAAGCGGCAGAAGGAGAGCUCUGUGAAUGGAUCGGCCUUCUCCUGGAAGCUCUGUAAACAGGAGCUUCCACACUGCCCUCUGCCCGGCUGCAACGGCUUGGGUCACGCCAACAACGUCUUUGUCACACACAGGAGUUUGUCAGGAUGUCCACUAAACGCCCAGAGUAUCAAGAAGAAACUCUCCGAUGAAGAGAUGAUGACCAUCAAACUCAAAACCAGCAGCGGUAUCGAAAACAGUGAAGACAUGCAGCACUUGGAUCACGAAAUAAAGGAGCUAAAUGAAUCCAAUCUGAAGAUAGAAGCAGACAUGAUGCAGCUCCAGACUCAGAUUUCAUCUAUGGAGUGCAACCUGAAAACUAUCGAGGAGGAGAAUAAAAUAAUCGAGCAGCACAACGACAGUCUGUUGAAGGAGUUAGCGCAUCUGAGUCAAGCACUUAUCAACAGUCUCACAGAUAUCCAGCUGCCGCAAAUGGGUCCAAUAAAUGAACAGAACUUCGAAGCAUACGUGAACACGUUGACGGAUAUGUACAACAGUUCAGAGCAUGAGUAUUCACCCGAAUGCAAAGCCUUACUGGACAGCAUCAGACAGGCCAUCAAGGGCAUUCACGUAUAAGGCCACACUGUCGCACAAGUGUUUGAUUGUCUGCCGAGGGCUGGCUUUAUCAUCUGUGCAAGAUAUGUCUCGUUUAAAACAACAACAUCAACAACAACAACUCCAUUCCAUGACAAAUUCACUGCACUGAAAAUGACCAGCCACAUUUUUACAGCUCAAUGUUCAUUUUAGUGAGAUUUGACCUCCUUUUGCACUUAUUUAUUUCCUAUGGUUUGCUUGAUUUUCCUCCGUAUUGUUCUUUUGUGUGUUAUUAUAUUAUUGCUACAUAUUAUCUUUAUUCAUUGGUACUAUUUAUCUCACAGUAAUCUUAUUUAUUGAUUUAUUUAUUGCUGCAACUCCAAAAUGCAAGGCCAAUCUUACAUAGUGUGAAUUUUAAUUUUGCAUUUAUUGUACAAUAACUGGGAAUUUUAGUCGUUCUAAAGAGAUCACGAUGACUUUUUCUUCAUAACAGAUGUCAAAUGGGAGAAUAGUCCUCUUGCGCCACCUGUAGGUGAGCUGCUGUUAUUGGUCUAUUAGAGCUGUACUGUAUCCACCCCUGACAUGUAGUUAAUGUACACCACUGAAAUGACAUCAUUUGUUGACAAGUGAGCAAAAAGAAAAAUAUUUUAUCCGAUUAACUCUCCAAACGACUGUACACCGACUGUACAGUGAGCAAAAAUCAAAUCAUCCACAUACACACACACACACACACUUAUUUCCGUUUCUGUUCAUAUGAACUGCCUUUGGUGUGCACAUCCAUGUGUGCAUAUAUGUGCCUAAAUGUAAAUGAGUACAUGGAACAUGCUAUGUUUUGUGGUAGAGCAGUAUUCCGUGAAUGGUGAUUCAUUUUAUUCUGCAGUAUAUUUAUUUUCGAAUGAAAAGCCUCUAAACUCUGUUUACCUACUGUUUAUACGCCAUUUUAAGUAUGUGACGAUAUUCUUGUAAAAAAAGGUGUUUUAUGAUCAGGCAAAAUAUGGUUUUUAUUCUUUUCUGUGAGACUGAACUACUCAACCUUCGGCUUCUUUUGUGCAACAAACGGUGGGCUCUCAAAUAGGUUUUAUGGAUGAUAUUUUCUCAAAGCACUUCAUGUCUUCAAGCCACCAAAAUAUAAAAAUUGACAAUUUACAGCAAAAGAACGGCAACAGAGUAAUCUUUCCAUUUUGACUGAAUCUGUACCACUUGAUUUUGUGUUUUAAUGCACGGCCGAGGUCACCUUAGUGCUGUUAUGAUCACAAACGGCCUCGUCACAGCACUUUUUAAGCUUUCUCUAACACUAAACGUACCCUUUUGCACUUUUAUUCUGUUAUUUAGUUUAUUUAGAGCGGGUCACAAAUGUGUGAUCGGUGCAGGUUAAUAAGCACACUGAAGGAGUUUAACCUUAGUUUUACCUUGUCCAUUGGUAAUGUCAAAAAUUGUGUUUUUGCAGGUCAUUCAGAUGGAAUAAAACACUAUCAUCUGACCAAACGUGGAUAACGAAUUGUAUUCUCAAUAAAACUGAAUUGUUUUUUUU
Carassius carassius (crucian carp) is the source of this 4839-nucleotide messenger RNA. It is a transcript of the gene st18, whose product is annotated as ST18 C2H2C-type zinc finger transcription factor. The record is from RefSeq and is a predicted model, not a curated record. The coding region runs from base 339 to 3350 and encodes 1003 amino acids. The transcript has 22 exons. Gene Ontology annotation, biological process: regulation of transcription by RNA polymerase II. Gene Ontology annotation, cellular component: nucleus. NCBI's taxonomy places the organism in Eukaryota, Metazoa, Chordata, Actinopteri, Cypriniformes, Cyprinidae. Gene Ontology annotation, molecular function: DNA-binding transcription factor activity, RNA polymerase II-specific; zinc ion binding; RNA polymerase II cis-regulatory region sequence-specific DNA binding.